This is a messenger RNA of Pimephales promelas (fathead minnow), 1216 nucleotides long. RefSeq names its product CD164 molecule like 2 (gene cd164l2). Lineage: Eukaryota; Metazoa; Chordata; Actinopteri; Cypriniformes; Leuciscidae. Gene Ontology annotation, cellular component: cytoplasmic vesicle. The record is from RefSeq and is a predicted model, not a curated record.
UCUGGAGGACACAGACAUUUAGGACUGGAUGUUAGCUUGACAGACACGUGUGCGUUUAUGACUCCUAUUCUUUAAGUUGUUAGUUUUAGGCUUUCUGGGGUGAGGAAAAGUUGUGUUUUGUGUUUCACUUUCAACCUGUUGGCUUGUUUCAGCUUGUAUCUGCUUUAUUGGGCUCUGUGUUCAGCUGAGUAAGUCUGACUGUAAGUUAGACCGAUUCAUUAUUAUAGGUGGAAUCAUUGUCGACUUUUUGAGGAUGAGGUGUGUGUUGGUCGCACUCUGUGGGAUUGUACUUCUAACGCAGGUUAUUAUAACCGAUUCACAAGAAUCAGAUGCUUCACUCAUUGGGGACUGUUCUCAGUUUAACUCGUGUGAUGGCUGCAUCAGCGGAGACCCGGCCCUCAACCUGACUCGAUGUGUCUGGCAAAGCUGUAAUGACGGAAAUGACACAAGAUGCAUGUCUGACAUUGAAGACUCUGGAGGCUGCUCUGUCUACAACGAGACCGGCAUGUGUCAAACAGAUGGGUCCGCUGAUGUUGGAGGCAAAGAUAACACGAGCCCUGAGUUCUCUCAAGCAUCAUUUGACCUGUCCAGCUUCAUCGGGGGAAUCAUCCUGGUGUUGGUGUUGCAAGCUGGGGCAUUUUUUGCCAUGCGGUUCCUCAAAACAAAAGACAGCACCUAUGAAACUAUUGAUCCACCUCAGUGAGAAAAGGAGUCGUGAAUGAGAGCAAAAAUUACAAAACAAAACAUAAGAAGCAGAUAUUCAAAGAGAUAGAUGUUGCAUCUUCAGGAAAUCUAUAGACACUGUCUUCUCUUAUUGACGGUCCUAAAACAUUAUUAACCUUUUAAUUGCUUUGGUUAAAUUAUCACCAGUUCUUGAAUGACAAAAACUAUAGUUGUGUGUGUGUGUGUGUGUGUGUGUGUGUGUAUAUAAGAGAGAAAUAUGCAAAGAAAACAAUAUAGAUGUGAUAUGAGAGAUACAUUAGAGGAUUAUUCGCGUAAUUUCAAUCUCUUUGGUUUGGCUCCGUUUCUGUUUGUUACACUGAUUUGAGAAAUUGUAGAACUAUUCUGUUUCAUAUUUUGAUUAAUUGCAUGCCCUUUUAUUUGCUUUUUAUUUAAUUUUAUGUUUUGUAGUUAGUUAUGGACUCAUGUAGCACUGAGUUUGUUAUUCCUUCAUGAAUAAUGAAGCAAUAAAGUAAUUAGACUCUGGGAUGUUAUA